UACGAUGUCGACAACAUUCAUCCAAUGACGAAGAUCGACGACUUCCUGUAUAAGAUCGACAACGCCGUACAGACGGUCUAUGUGCUCAACGAGGCCGGUCCCAUCAAGAAGAUCGACCACAAGCUUGUGCAGCGUGCGAGGCGUAUGGGUCUCUCCGAUGGACACAUCGCUGAUCUCGUCUCGUUCGACGAAGACACCAUUCGUGCACACCGCAACUCGCUUGGGAUCACACCCUUCGUCAAGCACAUCGACACGCUCGCCGCCGGGUACCCCGCACACACGAACUACUUCUACACCACAUACAACGCGUCCGAACAUGACGUCGACUUUAACGAGCACGGCACAAUAGUGCUCGGCAGUGGCGUAUAACGCAUCCGCAAUGGCGUCGAGUUCGACUGGUGCACAGUGACGUGUGCGUGUAAGGCGUGCGAGAUGGGUGACAGGACGAUCAUGAUGAACCACAAACUGGAGACGGUGCCGACGGACUUCGAUGAGGCUGACAGAUUGUACUUCGAGGAGCUUAGCUAUGAGCGGCUGAUGGAUAUCUACGAGUUGGAGCAGGCGCAAGGUGUCAUCG
Molecule: messenger RNA, 577 nt
Organism: Laetiporus sulphureus 93-53
Lineage: Eukaryota; Fungi; Basidiomycota; Agaricomycetes; Polyporales; Laetiporaceae
Exons: 2
Coding region: 25-369 (114 amino acids)
Source: RefSeq, a predicted model, not a curated record